AUGGGACAAAAAAUAAAUCCACUCGGUUUCAGACUUGGUACAACCCAAAAUCACCAUUCCUUUUGGUUCGCACAACCAAAAAAUUAUUCUGAAGGUCUACAGGAAGAUAAAAAAAUACGGAAUUGUAUCAAGAACUAUAUACAACAGAAUAGGAAAAAAGGCUCGAAUAGAAAAAUAGAAUCAGACUCAAGUUCUGAAGUAAUUACACAUAUAGAAAUUCAAAAAGAAAUUGAUACAAUCCACGUCAUAAUCCAUAUUGGAUUCCCCAAUUUAUUAAAGAAAAAGGGAGCAAUCGAAGAAUUAGAGAAAGAUCUCCAAAAGGAAGUUAAUUCUGUAAACCAGAGACUUAAUAUUGCUAUCGAAAAGGUUAAAGAACCUUAUAGACAACCUAAUAUUCUUGCAGAAUAUAUAGCUUUCCAAUUAAAAAAUAGAGUUUCAUUCCGAAAAGCAAUGAAAAAAGCCAUUGAAUUAACUAAAAAAGCAAAGGGAGUAAAAAUCAAAAUUGCGGGUCGUCUAGCAGGGAAAGAAAUUGCACGUGCCGAAUGCAUCAAAAAGGGCAGACUGCCCCUACAAACAAUUCGCGCUAAAAUUGAUUAUUGCUGCUAUCCAAUUCGAACUAUCUAUGGAGUAUUAGGUGUAAAAAUUUGGAUAUUCGUAGAAGAAGAAUAA
Messenger RNA from Setaria italica (foxtail millet), 669 nucleotides. The record is from the annotation of a RefSeq genome assembly. Lineage: Eukaryota; Viridiplantae; Streptophyta; Magnoliopsida; Poales; Poaceae.